Messenger RNA from Octodon degus (degu), 1889 nucleotides. It is a transcript of the gene Serpinb2, whose product is annotated as serpin family B member 2. Bases 90 to 1343 code for a protein of 417 amino acids. NCBI's taxonomy places the organism in Eukaryota, Metazoa, Chordata, Mammalia, Rodentia, Octodontidae. Gene Ontology annotation, biological process: negative regulation of endopeptidase activity. The transcript is spliced from 8 exons. Gene Ontology annotation, molecular function: serine-type endopeptidase inhibitor activity. The record is from RefSeq and is a predicted model, not a curated record.
GAGCCUUUCCAGUCGGACAGCAGCGCAGAGCACAAGGUAUUUCAGCAGUUUCUAUGGUCAUCUCAUGAGUUUUCUUACAGGUUGAAAUAAUGGAAGACCUUUAUGUGGCAAACACCAUCUUUGCACUCAAUUUGUUCAAGCACCUGGCGAAAACAAGCCCCACCCAGAAUCUCUUCCUCUCUCCAUGGAGCAUCUCAUCCACGAUGGCCCUUGUCUACCUUGGCUCCAGGGGUGACACUGAAGACCAGAUGGCCAAGGUGCUACAGUUCAACAAAGUUGGAGACCACGAUGCUGCCACAGGGCGCCCAGAGAACUUCACCGGCUGUCAUUUCAGUCAGCAGAUACAGAAGGAAACCUAUCCCGAAGCUAUUUUGAAGACACAAGGAAGAGACAAAGUUCACUCAUCCUUCCGCUCUCUCAGUUCGGCAAUCAAUGCACGCACAGGAAAUUACUCACUGGAAAGUGUCAAUAAACUCUUUGGAGAGAAGUCCAUGAAAUUUAAACAAGAAUACAUUGAACUCUCUAAGAAAUAUUACUCUACAGAACCCCAAGAUGUAGACUUUCAGAAAUGUACAGAAGAAGCCAGAAAAGAAAUUAACUCCUGGGUUAAUACUCAAACCAAAGGCAAAAUUCCACACCUGUUACCUGAAGGUUCUGUCAGUGAGAUGACCAAGAUGGUCCUGGUGAAUACUGUCUAUUUCAAAGGAAAAUGGAAAACUCCGUUUGAGAAGAAAUUGGACAGACUUUAUCCUUUCCGUGUGAACUCGACACAGCACAUACCUGUGCAGAUGAUGUACUUGCGUGAAAAGCUGAACAUAGGCUACAUCGAGGACCUGAAGGCUCAGAUCUUAGAGCUCCCGUAUGCAGGAGAUGUCAGCAUGUUCCUGUUGCUCCCAAACGAAGUUGCUGAAGAGUCCACAGGCUUAGAGUUGCUGGAAAGUGAAAUAAAUUAUGAUACUUUCAACAAGUGGACCAGCAAAGACACACUAGCUGAAAAUGAUGUAGAAGUCUACAUGCCCCAGUUCAAAUUAGAAGAGCAUUAUGAACUCAAAUCCAUUCUGAGUAGCAUGGGCAUGGAGGAUGCCUUCAAUAUGGGCCAGGCCAACUUCUCAGGAAUGUCGGAGGAGGACGAGCUGUUUCUUUCGGAGGUGUUUCAUCAAGCCACAGUAGAUGUCAACGAAGAGGGGACAGUAGCGGCCGCUGGUUCUGGGGCUAUUAUGACAGGGAGAACAGGUCAUGGUGGCCCUCAGUUUGUUGCAGACCAUCCUUUCCUCUUCUUUAUCAUGCACAAAAUCACGAAGAGCAUCUUAUUUUUUGGCAGAUUCUCCUUGCCCCCAAAUUGAAAAACUCUGAUUUGACACAAAGAUUUGGCUACAUGAGCUAUAAGCUUCAGAAUUGUUGCCUUAAGUACUGACAAGUUAGAAAAUUUUUCUGCCUAUUUCUCUUUUUUCUGAACAACUUCUGCUAUAGACUAAGUUCAAACUCAGAUACAACCACACAGCUGACAAUCAUAACAUGUCAAUAUCAUGUAUCGUUUGGUCUCCUGAAGCAAGUUCAUGCCCAUUAAGUUCUUCCUGACUAGUAGUUUAUUUUAUAGUAUUAGCUUUUACUGUAUUAUUUAUUAUUUUAUAUACGUUUUAUUAUUGUUUGCUGUCUAUUUAAUAUGACUGGUAAAGUUUCACAAGCAGGUAAGCAGUUACUGUUUUAUCUAAAGAAAUGCAUUUACUCAUUCACUAAAGGAUGAGUAGAUGUCUUUCUAUCUUGUACCAUAAUAAAUCUUAUAAAAAUCACCAAACAACAGUAAAAUGUGUAUUAUGUGUAUUUCUAACAUUAUGUGUUACAUAUGUGUAUGCAACUUAUGUAGAAAUGCAAAACUGCAAUAAAUAAAC